AUGCCAGGAAUUAAUAAACCAAACCAUGAAAAAAAAAUGAAACAAGCAUGUGACGAAUGCCACAAACGUCGAGUCCGUUGUGCUUACGACUCACAUAGACGCCAAUGCCACAGCUGCGAACGGUUAGGAGUGUCGUGUGCGUUUCUUAGAGUGCCUUUAAAACGUGGUCCAAACACGGGCAGUCGUAAAGAUAGACGUGGAUUGGUCUAUAGGGUCAGCUCCCCACCGUCACCACGUGAAAGUAGACGUUCUUCCACUAGUAGUACCGGCAGUGAACGUUCUAGUAGUAAUAAUAAUACCAACAGUGAAUGUUCCUCUUCCAACGAUAAAGAUUACAAAAUCAUGACAUUGCUAACUAAAUUAUACCAAUCCCAAUUCAAUAACGAAUGGAUUCCAUUAUUACCAUUCCCACAAGAAGAAAUCUCGAAUAUGUUAACCAAUAGUACCAAUGUAGAAUUACAUAACUUAUUCUAUCACGCUUUGAAAUUGUCAAUGGGUGAACUUGUAGAAGAUGCUCAUAUGACGUUGUCUCGUAUGACUACCAUGGUUCCAAUCUCAUCCCUCAUGGGUAAUAAUGAUGAUAUCACUUUAUACAUCUGUUCAUUGUUAUUAGCACAAGCAUUGAAACCAAACCGUAUUUUGUUAGCUAUGAGUAUAGGUAUAUGGCAUGAAUUGCAACAAAGUUUAGCACCACAUGUGUCUCAUCGUCUUGAAAUGGCUUUGAAUAUCGUGGAUCUGUUACUAUGUCCCGCAGACACCUCUUUAACGAAUCGUUCCAUCAAGGGGUUCACUCAACAAUAUUUCUCAUCAAUCGAUAAACAAACUACUCAAAGGUUACAGUUCUUCGAAUCACUACGAGAAUCUCAAUCAAAUUCUCAACAACCACUGGAAAUGACUACAUCUACUACUGGUAACACUUCAUUAUGUAACAGAUACAUGUCCUUAGUCUCACACAAACAUCAACUCAUCGAACAAUUGCAACGUAACAUCGACGUGAUUCCAUUAUUGACAAACAUCUUACAAGAGAUCAAACAAAUGCUACAACAUAUUAUCUCGAACAACACUGUUGCCAAUCAAAGAUGGUUUGUAUGGGCAGCCAUUGAGGAAGCUCGCCGUGAUGUUCAAGCAUUACGUGACAUGCCUGCACACUUAUUAAGAGGAUUGAUGACAAUAACCUCGAACAAUACACACACCGGAGCUACAGACACUCAAAUCUUACAAGUCACACAAGCCAUGAACGAUCUAGUCGAAUGUACUGGCCUAUUAGGCGGGUUGAUUGGACGUAACGUCUUCCCACCAACGACCACUCUAGCCUCUACAACUACAACUACAAGCAUACCUAUCGCCUCGACCCCCGUUGCAAAUACAGUUGCUACAACUACAAGUCCUCGUUCAAGUGUUCUGGAGAUCAACCACAUUAUCAACCACGACAGGUCGUUGCCACAACUUGUCGUGCGUCAAUUGUCCAACCGUUGUGCCUAA
Molecule: messenger RNA, 1482 nt
Organism: Maudiozyma barnettii
Lineage: Eukaryota; Fungi; Ascomycota; Saccharomycetes; Saccharomycetales; Saccharomycetaceae
Product: Zn(II)2Cys6 transcription factor domain-containing protein
Exons: 1
Coding region: 1-1482 (493 amino acids)
Cellular component (GO): nucleus
Molecular function (GO): DNA-binding transcription factor activity, RNA polymerase II-specific; zinc ion binding
Source: RefSeq, a predicted model, not a curated record